AUGGAAGUCAACCUGACUACGCCCACAUCAUGUUGUUCCUCCAGCAGUAUCUCAUCAUCUUCGCAUGAGAUGGUUUUUUCAACGGAUACCAACAGGAAAAUGAAAGAGAGGAUUGCGGUUGAGCUUGAGCCACCGAGUGAGACUCCGAGGCUAAAGUUUUGCUUCUUGUUCAACAAAGACAGCAUAAGAAACUGUGGUUACCGAAUUUUAGAUGAGGCAGAAGGGAUAAAGAACAAGGCUAAUGCGAGGAUGUUUGGUUGCACCUUUUGCAAGAAAAAGUUCUCUACGUCUCAAACCUUAGGAGGACACCAGAACGCUCACAAGCAGAAGCGAUCACUGGCAAAAAAUGUAAAGAACUGGAGAUGA
Eruca vesicaria subsp. sativa (arugula) is the source of this 366-nucleotide messenger RNA. The record is from the annotation of a GenBank genome assembly. NCBI's taxonomy places the organism in Eukaryota, Viridiplantae, Streptophyta, Magnoliopsida, Brassicales, Brassicaceae.